CAUUUCCCUCCAUUUUGUUUAUUUUGAAAAUACCGUGUCCAUUUUUGCGGCGUCUUGAAGUUUAUCAAUCUUAUCUAUCUUGUUUUGGCAGUUUAAUUUCGCUUAGAUAAUAUCUGACACUCUAGAAAUAUUUGUGCUCCAAUUUUCCACGCAUUUGUGAGUUAUUUACGAUUUGAUCUCUCCUGCUAAAAUCUGUGAAUCAUGGCUGAAGCUAACGGACGCGCGGCUGGACCGGGUCGUGAUGAUGACAGAAAGCUAUUUGUCGGCGGCUUAGGUCGUAACACGUCAGAAACCGAAAUCAAGGAAUAUUUCAGUCAGUUUGGAGAAGUAGAAAGUGUCAAUAUCAAAAUGGACCCAGCAACUAGGCUCCCUCGAGGAUUUGCCUUUGUCGUCUUCACCGAUGCCCAAACGAUAGAUAAUCUUCUCGCAGCUGGUGAUCACUACAUUGGUAACAAGAAAGUGGACCCAAAGAAAAUCACCAAAAAGGUAAACCCUCUUAAGUGUAAAAUAUUCGUUGGUGGAUUGACCUCCGAAAUGACGGAGCAGGAAAUUAAAGAUCACUUCUCUCAGUACGGAACCAUCACCGAGUUUCAGCAGCCUUUCGAUAAGAUGAAAAACCAGAAAAAAGGGUUUUGUUUCAUCCAGUUUGACGAUGACUCAGUAGCGUAUCAAGUUCUGAAGGACCCAAAGCAAGUCAUUAGUGGUAAAGAAGUAGAUGUUAAGAAAGUCAAAUUCAACCCUGAGACGAUGGGUGGAAGAGGUGGCCGUAAUGCUGGCUACAUGCCAAGGGGUGGAGGCUAUGCGAAUUCCUAUGGCUACACAGCUGCCGAUUAUUAUGGUGCUGCAGCUUAUGAUGGUUAUGGUGCAUCUUAUGCAGGUUAUGAUUACAGUGCGGUUGGUUACCCCGGAAGUUACGGAGCGCAAGGUUAUGGUGGUGGGAAAUACCGGGAAAAUCCUUACAGUCGGCAUGCACCUUACUAGUUGAAAUUUUCUCUCGACUGAUUUGUCCCAAAUCAAUCAAAUGUAUUUGUAUAUUUGUUUGAAAAACCCUAAUUCUAAGCAAGUGCGAUUUCACACGGAAUGGUUUUACAGUUAAAGCAGAUUGACUUCGCACACUCACAGUAUAAAGUCGGAAAAUAGAAAUUAUUUUAGUCAAUUAGUUGUAUAUAUUGCCGUAUAAUAUGAUGAAAGAUGGGUUUGACCCUUCCUGUUUUCUAUCUCAUUUUUAUUAGGGUAACCUGCUACAGAAGUAGGUACUCUCGCAGAUGGAAAAUGGACUGUCCAGCCCCAUUAGAGGGCUUUUUUUUUAUUGCGAAUCAGGGUGGAUCGCAGUGGAACGCACUGGAUUGGAAUCCUGAGCGAUUCGGACUGAUCCAAGUGUUCCAAGUGAUAAAAAAAUCCAAACUUGGAAUUGGGUUCGAUUUGUUAUUGUUUUGAUUUUUUGGGGACGGCAACUUCCUCGCAUUAGGUUAGGAUCACAGUGGAUCGCGAGCUGGCCCCACCUUCGAAGAGCGAUCCAGCGUUCCACCCUGGUUCACCUGGAACGCUUGGAUCACGCUGAGGAACGGAAUAAAAAGAUACCGAUGUUCAUCGCGAUCCACUGUGAUCCGCAUAAAAAAAAAGCCCUUGGUUGUCCAUACAGUUAUCUCUCAAUGUAUUGUGUGGAUAGUCCAUUUUUUGCUUAAUUGCUUCUCCACGUAAGACAGGAAUGGGAGCACCUGCUUUUAUUCUAGGUUACCCAAAUCCCUACAUAGUUUUGAGGCUUUCAGAUGGAGGUUGCUUCUGUUUUUACGCAUACACUAUGCAUAUUUGUGUCAAUCGCCAACCCUGCCUUCGGAGACAGGCUCUAAAGACAUAAUAUUUUCUCGUGUGCUUUAGCCUGAACUCAUGCCAGAUAAGUUAGCAGUUGUUUGCAACUACAGUCGUCCUACAGCCAUAGAGGAUUGACUGUAGGCAACGGUGUUGCCGGGCGCAGGAAUGUCAAUCAGUCUCCUGUGUCCAAUGGUCAGAAUUAAACAGCUGCCAACUUAACUGAAAUGAGUUCUAUCAUGAUUCUGAUGAGAUCAUUCUAUUAAUAACAGGAAUCCAGCUGCUCUUGAAGAACAACUAAUUUUGCAAAAUAUUGUGAGAGCAGCCGUUUUAUUUUUGAAAUCAAACUGAUGCUUCACAAUAUAUUAAUAUCCCAGUUGCAAGUAAUGUUUCACAUUUUCAUCACUGGAAAGAAAAUUCUAGCUGGGAAGCAUUGUUAGUUUUUGAUGCUCUUUUUGUAGACUAGUGAUGAAUCCUCAAGAUUUUCUCUAAUUAUUGUUUAAUUCAGUAAUGAACUCAAACUUUUAUAAUAUUAUUGUUUAGGAGUUGUAUUGAUUUCCUCAGCUCAUCAUAUUGAUUAUUUUGUCUCGCUGUAUCUAGCAACUGAACAGUAAGAAGACAUUCUUACAAUUUGCUUGUGCAAUUGAUAUGUCGAGUUGUAUUUCAGCUGAAGGAGUUAAACAUUUUUGUCCUUGCUGAAUUUUAUUUGUAUUUGUACCUUCACAACCCUAGACUCAUGUGUCUUUCUAUUAAAGAUUUUCUACACCUGAUCAGUGGUUCAAUUUCACCCUUAAAGUUUAGCAGCUUCCUCUAUAGUAGUAGACAAAUUUUUUAGCAGAAUCAAAGAUCUUUGCCCUAGCCAUGAUAGAACGUAAAAAUGUCUAAGGAGCAAAGAUGCAAAAUCAAGAGCAUGCUGAUCUUCAUCUCUUGCAUGGUUCCGGGUGAGGUUGGAACAUUUCUGUUCAAUUAAAGACAACUGUUACUUUCAUUGCAUGUAUCUACAUCAAUAAUGAACCUGACUUGGAUAACACCUCGAUAACAGUAUGUUGUAUAGUCCGAAACCUCUGUCCGUUCUUAAAUUUAAAUUAUUUUCAUCUAUAUAUUUGCUUGUCAAUUUUUCCCCUAUUUGCACAGAAUGUUUUUUUCUAUUUCCCAUCUUUGUUUUCAGAAAAAUUUUACUAAAUGUUCAGCAUUUUUGUGAUUUUUCAUUAUAUUUGCACUAGUUUUUUGAUAGUUUGAACAUAUAUUGUUAAAAAAUGUAUUUAAAAAAAUAACUUUUCUUCAGCAAAUUCUCCUGCUUGAUUUUUGCUCAGCAUGCUUCUAUGAAUACCUUCCGUUGACAUUUUCUGAGUGGAAGUUAAGUUAAUUUAUUCCACCAAAAUAUUUCCAUGAAUUGUUAACUUUUUUUCUGAAAUGAGUUCGUUGGUCCCUUAUUUUGUUGAAACUUCUUAAACUCACCUUGCCUCAUUAAGUAACGAAAUGUGAUUUUUUUUUUUUACAAGUUCUGUCCGAUCAGUGAUUUUUGUGAAUCUUCAGAUUUUUCUGGCUAAGGAUGAGUCAUUGGUUAACUUACAUUUUUAUCACUACCAUAAUAUUUUGAUGCCAUGAGCAUUUAAUUUUCUCUUCCGUUCCUUUUCAAAGCCAAGAGAAUUGAUUGAUCUCCAUCUUUAGCUGAUGUUGUUGGCUUUUGAUUUAUUUUCCUUCUAUUUGACAAAGCUAAGAAAUGUUGAGUGGAAUCAGACCCUUUCACAACUCUCCAAGAAAGAAGCCUCAUUUAUUGGAGAGAAUUCAUUUUACAGGAACUGGUAGGCGUGACUGCAACUUGAAGACACAUUAACAAGUGUUCAUUUCACUAAAAGGCUUGCUGUAUGAAAUGUUAAGGAAAGAUUACUGAGAUUGAAAUGGUAUUUUACCAUCAUCAAACUCAAAUCAUUUUUGUAAACAAAACUCUAGUUAACUUGUUUUAAUCAGAUUUCAAGUGAAUAUUUGCCCCAAAAAAUGUGCCUUUCUUCAAAACCUCUAUUUCUACUGACUUUAACAGAAAUGCAUCAAAUUGCAAUAAGUUUGAACUGACGAAGAAAUGAAGUUUUAAGUUCUAUCUCUCCAUUCGGCUCAAUAUUAAAAACAAUGCUUAGCUCCUCUUUUCUUGUUACAAAUAUUUCUUCUCCACUUAGUAUUUUUGAUAAAAAAAAAAAAAAGUUAGGAUUUUUUAAAUUCGAAACUACUCCUAACUUUUUUUUUUAUUUUUUCAAAAUGCAACUGGGGGCAUUUCUGUUAAACUUCGCUCAUUUUUACCAAUGUCGUUUUAAUUAGAGGACUCAGUAAUUCUGCCAGACCUAUUUGUGACAAAAAUGCUAUGAAUAGGGCCCUUAUCUCCUGAGAGAUUAUUUUCUUUAACUUUUUCCAAGGGCUUAAACCAUCUCUGUCUACAACCUAAGAAUAUUGUUCUUGGAACUUCUAGAUACAUAUCUCCUGCAAUUUUUGAGCUUUCCGAGUUUGAUUGUUAGAUUUUCUCCCUUUUCGCUCAUGAAAGAGGUUAAGGAAAAUGUCCUCCCGGAAGAUAAAGAUACAUUUAAAGAUAUCUUGCUUCGUCAUAUUAUGAAAUAAACAAACUCGAAAAAUAUAGAAUUGAGUAGUAGUUGUAAGAAAAUUUACUGCAUUGUCAAUUUCAUCCUCAUGUUUCACAAAAUCAAUCUGAGGCAGCAUACUUCAGAACAAUUAGUGUUCUGUAAUUAGAAAAAUAUGUUAUCAAGUUAAUAAAUUUGUAAAAAUCAAAUCUCAGAAGUUUUGACCACAAAAUUGUAUUAAUAAAUUAGUAAUUGAGGGAUCUAACAGGAUUUUUUUUCCCCACUUGGAGUAGUUGCACAUUGUGUUUGUUCACCAAGUGAAGCAGUACUCGUGUGUUUAAGCUGCUCCAGUGUUGAAGUCUCUGGGAAUCCAGGUCGAUUUUUUCUCUAAAAUUAAGGUGCCAAAUAAGCCACGCCACUUUAUUAUAUCUACCAAAUACCUGUAAGUGACCUGUAACGGUAACCGAAAUAUUUAUUUGUGAAGAUCUCUCUACCACUAGGUGGGCUUGUGUUUUAUUUUCAGAGUUUCGAUGAUAUCUUUAAUGAUUAAGAGCAAAAGUAACCCUAAUCCAGGCAGUUUUUUAGAGACACAUUCUAUCAAAAUGCCUAGUCACUUUCACUGUUGACGUUUCACUUUCCUGUAUUCUUCAAGUUACUCACCUCAGAGUUCGAACUAAUGUAAUGUCAUUGAAAUUUAGUAUGUGUUGAAAACAUCAUUGCUCACCUAAUCUCUCAUCACCUCUUCAAAUCAUAUUCCACCAAAACUCACUUCCUCUCUUUUUUUCCUAUUUUGUCUCCUUGUUUAUAUCAUCUUCUGUCUUUCUCUUUAACUUUGCACCAAGUGCAAACUUCUACCAAGAGCAAAUUCAUGUAGCGACGAUGUUGAUAUGUUACCUACAGUAACUUUAAAUCUGCAGGAGAAAAAGUCUCUAUUUUCCCAAAAUGUUUUAAAUCCAAAGUUGUUUUUGAUCGAUCUCUCCUCCUCUUUUCUCCCCUGAUUCCCCUAGUGUCAAACCUCUCAUCUGUUGAACUUAGAGAAAUUUUGUGAAUAACGUUUGUAUUGUUACGUGUUGUAAACAAUUCCUCUGUUCAUCUUGCUUGUCAAAAAGUUUCAAAAUUGCUGUCAUUCCGUCUUGUAAUUUUCUGUUUGAAACCAAUCAUAUUUUUUAAAAUAAAACUAUUUUAUGUACGAAAGUC
Molecule: messenger RNA, 5573 nt
Organism: Bemisia tabaci
Lineage: Eukaryota; Metazoa; Arthropoda; Insecta; Hemiptera; Aleyrodidae
Product: RNA-binding protein squid
Biological process (GO): regulation of gene expression
Cellular component (GO): nucleoplasm; chromatin
Molecular function (GO): RNA binding
Source: RefSeq, a predicted model, not a curated record